AAAUCACAGAACCAAAAAGCAAAAGCAAAAGAAAGAAUUAGAAAAACACAGUACAUACAGUUAAAAGAUGGAGAAGAUACGACUGGAUGCUUCAGCUUAUUACAGAAACUUGCCACCUGCAGAAAUGCAAAAGGCAAAGGCUGGGUUCAGUGCAAUGGAUAAUACUGGAAGUGGAAAAGUGAGCCUCAAGCAAUACUCGGAAUACUUUAAACAAAGAGGGCUUGUAGAGCUUACUUAUCCCGAUUUGUUCAAAGCGUUGGAUACAAAUGGAGAUGGCAGACUCGAUUUCGAUGAAUUUAUCACUGUCUACUACCUCUGCAUGAACAAUAAACUGAUAUAUUGUGAAGAAUGCGGGGUCUUUCUCUCUGGAUCCUACAUGAGUUGCCUUCAAUGCUUCAAUAAUGGUUCUGGGGAUCCCUAUAACAUUUGUUAUGAUUGUUAUAGCAGAAACAACAUUGAUCAUCAUAAGGAUGCUUACUUUGUCGAUAAUAUAAAACUCCAUUGCUUCGCAGUUAAAGGCUCUGCAGUUAAUGAAGGCUCCGCAGUUAAUGAAGGCUCCGCAGUUAAUAAAGGCUCUGCAGAUAAUAAUGGCUUCACAACUCGAAGCUCCGGUGGUAAGAUGACUACGAAGGAUAAGCUUACAGCAGCUCUAUUAGGGGUUUCUGUGGUGAAUUUAGGAAUAAAUACUGCAAAGUUUGUGGCAACUAGUAAACCAGAAUUAUGGGAACAAGCAAAACAAGUUUUCGAUGGUCCCCAAAAAAAUACUUCAGGUGCUGCUGAAUCUGCAUUCGAAUUGUCCGAUCAUGGAAGUAAUGCUGUUAAUUCCGCAGCCGACUUGUCUGAUCAUGGAACUAAUAUUGCUGCUAACACUGCAUGGAACUUUUCGGACCAUGGAAGUAAUUUUGCUGCUGUUGCACCCAAUUUUGCGGACCAUGGAAGUAAUGUUGCUGACGUCGCAUCCAAUUUUCCUGACCAUUUAAGCACUGCUGUUGAUAUUGCAUCAAAUUGUACUGUCAUGUAAAAUUUAUACUUUGCAGCCUUCAACGAAGUGUAAAAUAUCUACUUCUUGUUGUUUAAUUUCAUCUUAUAAUAAUAAAGCUUGCUGGUUUGGAUAUAGUUCCCAGGAGAUGCAGAG
Jatropha curcas is the source of this 1135-nucleotide messenger RNA. RefSeq lists its product as uncharacterized. Gene Ontology annotation, molecular function: calcium ion binding. NCBI's taxonomy places the organism in Eukaryota, Viridiplantae, Streptophyta, Magnoliopsida, Malpighiales, Euphorbiaceae. The record is from RefSeq and is a predicted model, not a curated record.